AUGGCGGUUUCCGUCGUACUUUGGACUUUAUUUAUGACUUUUUGGUGUAUUAUUGAUGUCAGUUGGGGACAGAGAAUCACUCCCCCACCCCCAGGAAAUCUACCUGUAGUGUCGGAUGGCAUUGUUUACAAUCUUUAUCACAUCCCAGCAGUAUGUAGGGAACCGCGCGUGCUUGAUCCUGAUGAAAUCAAAUUUGGGAUGGUUAUUAAGGGCUCGAAAAAAGCGUUGAUGAGAGACCGAAGUCCAUACAAAGUGUACGGAAACAUCGAACUGGAUAGCAAAUCGUGUCUGUAUAUCGAACCAGGGACGACAUUUCACUUCGGAUCAGGAUAUGGAAUGAUAAUCAACGGUACUUUAAUAGCGAGGGGAAGUGAAAGACCUGGUGGACGGAUCACUAUGACGAAAGAUCCAGAAGGAAUUAAUAUCAUCGGAAGUAGCUCCCCUUUCCCAACAACAGCUCGACUGGUAGAUGGAAACACAACGCGGGAUGGCAAAUUGGAACUGUACUACAAAGGACAAUGGAGAGGUGUUUGCACUAAUUAUCUCAAUUACACCCAAAUUGACGCCAAUGUGACAUGUAAACACCUUGGAUUUGUAUGGGGCAACUUUACCUACCAUUCAUUUUCGCGCAACAAAACAGAGUACAUGUUUUACCCGCGCCCUGAAUGCAGCGGGACAGAAACAGACCUCUUGGACUGCCCAGGUCAUAACCGUAUCAACGUUGGCACUCAUAUUUGUGAUGGACAACAGCUGAUUGGAUUUGAAUGUAUAGGUAUGAGAUCUGAUCUAGCACAGGAUUACUGGCGUGGACUAGAGUUUUAUAACUCAACGGUAGAAUCAAUUAAGGAAGGCAUCAUCAUUCGUGAUGAACCAUUGUCCUGGUUAGAAUACCUUGACAUAUCCUAUGCCGGGCGAGAUAUUAGUAGAAAUGAUGGCAUGAUACACGGUCGGGCCAGCAUCAGUGCCAGCCCUAGUGUUCCACUGAUGAACAAUGUAACCAUCAGUCACGGAGCUUACGAUGGUCUAAACAUGACAGAAAUAACUGGCCGGAUACAUAUAGCCAACAGCACCAUAUCAAACAACAGAGGUUAUGGUGCGUUUAUCCAGAGUAAUGUCGGCAAAGUGUUGAUCAAUAUGACAGACAUGAACAACAAUUGGGGUGAUGGAGUGAAGAUGUACAUGACCAACUUCACAAUCCAUGAUUGGGACCGGGAUUUUCCUGCAGACAAGUCCUUUUGCCGGUCAGCGAGCCUGUUGUACCAGACCUACCCAGUUCUCAUACAUGAAAAUAUUAUUGAUGACUAUGGGAAUAAACCAGAAUGGGAUGGACGGGAUUGUAAAAGGGUAAGGGCUCAAAGUACUAUAUUCCGUGGACAUGGAAUGAGAAUCACAGCCCACUUCCUGUUGAUGGAGAGAGCGCCCUCUGUGUCUGGUUUUAUGACUGUAUAUGAUGGAGAAGAGAAGAAUGGAAAAAUAUUACAAACAUUUCCUUUUAACAAUGGCUCAUUUCCUCAGUCUAUCACCAGUGACACGGAUGCUCUAACUAUUCGUUUUAACUACUCUUUACCAACACUCACCAAACCAACAGACCCAAACAAACAGUGGUGUGAGAUCUUCCGUCCCUGUGUCCGUUUUCUCUUGGAAAUAACAGCUGCAUCUGGUCCUGAGGAAGAGUUCAGAUUCAUCAAUUCAAGUGCAUCCAAUAAUAAUGGCUAUGGUGUGAAUAUCCAGGACAUGAGAAGUAAAGUUUUCUUCAAUUCAUCUGUUGUAUCAGACAAUAAGUAUGGUGCAGGGAUACGAAUUUAUCAGGGCGCUGGUGAGAUUGCAAUAAACAAUACUGUUGUGGAGCGGAACACACGGACAGGUGUCAAUAUCACAUACUCUGGAGGUUAUCAACUUGUUAACAACUCAAAAAUCAUUGACAACAAUGGAUAUGGAAUCAUUUCUGAAUAUGAACGCCUUAACAAGACAAGAUUUGAACUUCUCCAGAAAAUAGAAAUAGUCCAUAGCCAGUUUGAAUUCAACCAAUGGAUUGCUUUACGUAUAGGAAACUAUUGUCGUGGUGGGCAAAUACUUGUGAAUGAGAGCAAUUUUGAUUUCAACUUUGAUGAGGCCAUAGAGUAUCUGUCAUGUAAUGUAUCAACAAAUAAUCCCACAAAUUUCAGUGUGGCAUUUAACAUGUUCAACGGAAAUGUACGUCAUGGAGUGUUCAUAUUUCCGAUGGUCAACACUAUAGGACGAAUGACCAACAACACAUUCAAAAACCAUAGUCUUGGAGCUGUCAGAAUAGAUAAUGGUUAUGAUCUACUCAUCAGUAAAUGGUAUUCAGAUUUUGAAGUUAGUUAUGAAAUUUUUGAAAACAUCUUUAAAGAAAAUUAUGGGCGUUAUGCUAUUAGUAUGCGCUUAACACAAAGUAGCCCUUUUCAGAACAUUGUCUUCAGUUUUAAUUCUGUUAUAGACAAUUACAUAAAUGAUACUUCAGAAUACCUCAAUCCGAGAAAUCGCGCAAAUGCUCCAAUAAUCGUAUCAUCAGGCAAUAUUUUAGUGCAGAGGAAUAGAAUCAUCAACCCUCACUCGGUGCGUGAUGUGGCAACCCAUCUUGUUGACCCAUCUGUAAUAAUUAGGGGAGAUCUGAACUGGUGGGAAACCACCAGUCAUGAAUACAUAUAUGGUAGGAUUUUUGACAAUGAUGAUCGCUACAAUUUGGCAGAAAUAGAAUAUUAUCCAGCGUUACGAGACAAAUGGCUGUAUGGACCGUUGUCUACAUCAGAGUAUCCUAAAUAUCGCUGGGUCUUCUCGCGAGGUGGACGUAUUGGUGGUGUUUUAGACACGCCUGGAUUUACAACAGAUCCACGUGUAAAAACAUACCAUGUUGAUAAGGACAUCUUCAUCCUCCCCGGAGCUACACUGACCAUCUUGCCUGGAACUACCCUGGAAUUUGAGAACUCUAUCGGAAUGGUCGUUCAUGGAAGACUAAAAGCUGAUGGUGGAUCAAAUGAACCUAUUAUUUUUCAUCUGCGAGAGACCUUGGAUGCUCUCGCUAUAGAAAACAGGACAGCAUCUGUGCGCCUUGUGGACGGUACAGAUGAGUAUGAGGGACGUCUGGAGGUGUUUUUGGAUAAUGAAUGGGGCACCGUUUGCCAUGAUGACUGGACUCCAUUGGAUUCUAGUGUCGUCUGCCAACAACUAGGCCUAACAUUUAAUCCUGUGUUCGGAGAGUCGCAACUAAAAAAUCCAGGAAUGAUUUCAUCACAGAAAAUGCACAUGAGUGGUGUAGAUUGUGACCAGCUGGAUACUGACCUCACCAAAUGUCGGUCUCUUAGAGAUGACCAGUUUAUUUGUGACCCACGCAAUGUUGUAUAUUUACGUUGUCAAGUACCAACCUGGUCAGGUGUCACUAUCCCUGCUGUGCCCACUGGAGGAAGCCAGGAGGAUACUCAGAUCCGCAAUGUUAUCAUCCAAAAUGCUGGACUUCUGGAUUAUGAGGAGAUGGAAUAUACACCAGCACUUAGGAUCGAUUACAUGUUCUAUAAGAUAACAUCUCUCCAGGUUCUGAAUUCUGCAUCUGAUGGAGUUGUGAUCAGAUACAGCAACCCACACACAGAAAACUUGUUUGAAUUCUGUAAAUUUGAUAAUAAUCUUGGCAAUGGAUUCCUGACUAGGAGUCCAUACUUAAGAAUAUUUUACACAACAAUGAAUGGUAACUUUAAAUCUGGCUUUGCCUAUGACCCUUUCUUCACCGAAUAUGAGGCUCUGAGUGUGCGUAAUUUUAUCUACAGGAACAGAAUUAUAGCUUUAACACAAACCCCAAUGUAUAAUCUUGGGGACAAUUCUAUGAUAUUCAUUACUACCUCAUCUGGGUCAGGAGAGGAGAGAAAGACAUACGACAUGGAGAUCGCUGUGACAUUUCAGUAUCGUAUCACACUUCAGGUCCUUGAUUACAAUCCUCUCACCAAUAUUGAAUCUGUUACCAUAUACGAUUCAAGCAAAUCGAGUAUCAGCGACAGCACCAAGAAGUGGGAGAUUGAGAAAGACUUGGUGGACUUUCCCAUUGUUUCUACUUCAACUCGAAUCACCAUUCGUCUUGUUGUUAAGGGAGUGAGAACAGACAGACUCACCUUUGCUGCACAUUCACGUAAGUACAGUGUGUAUCCCUCCAACUACCCACUGUCCAGCAUAUAUGUAUACAAUUCAACAAUGGCUAACAACUACCAAGGAAUCCUUACUAAACAUUACAACAACCCUUCAAACGAGAAAAGUGAGAUCUUCCAUCGUGUUAAAGAAGAGGAAAUCAAAUUUGUUUUGGUGCACGUACUGCGGAAUAAAAUGGAAGCUAUGUAUAUUCCAAGUCUUACGAAAUACCAUGAGAAUUUCUUACCAACUCCUGAGGAAAUGACACGUCCAGAACGUAUUGGGGUGAUCAGGUAUAAGAUGGAACGGACCAAGUUUUUGGACAAUGGUAAAGGUGUAGUCGGAGACCACAAUCACGUAGACUUUGCCAAUAAUGUCUGGAGAUGGAAUAUCACGGACUGUGAAUUACGAAAUACUGCUACCGGUGGAUUUGACAUUGAACUACCUCGUGUCAAUGACAUGCUGGAAAGAAAAUUUCAUUCUGUAUUUGUACAGGAAUCCAGAUUUUUGAACAAUCCACAAUUUGGAUUUUCAGUCAAUGGAUACUAUGCCAAUGUGACCAUCCUGAAUAAUGUUCUAACUGGUAAUGUAUGCCCCCGGGGUCUGAUGACCAUCGGAGGGAUGGAAAAAGAGAUCAUAUUUCGUCAAAACAGUCUGGUACAGAAUAAGGCCAAGUACAUGUUUGAGUUAAACUCGCAGAGUCAUUCCGCAUAUUCAGGUACUGUAAGUGGAAUAUUCUCUUACAAUCAGCUGCAGAAUAAUGACCCUGUUGCCAAUAGUUUUAGCUCUGAUGCUACCAACAUUCCGCAGACCUAUUCUGUUGCUCUACGAGGUGUGCAGCAGAUCAUACUCAACAGGAACCUCAUAGACAAUCCCAACCUUCAGUAUGAAUUGGUGGCUGCUAUCUCCUCGCUUUCUUUAGACACAGUGCUAGACGUCACUGAAAAUUGGUGGGGUACCCAGUACCAAAGUGCCAUCCAGAAGAGAAUAUUUGAUUUUGAUGACUGGAAUAACUAUGCUAUUGCAAAAUACUUCCCUCAGCUGACUGCUGGAGAUGUAAAGAGUCUAACAGCAACAGGCUCAGUAUUUGAACCUCCUCUUGACCUUGAAAGACUUGGAGGUAGAGUACAUUCAGAUUUGUCCCUGCCUUACAAGGGUACCCCAUACACAGUGGUUUCUGAUCUAACUGUUAUGCCUGGAGCAAAGCUUGUCAUUGAACCAGGAACUAUUAUUGAGUUUCAUCCAAAUGUUGGGAUUCUUGUUCUAGGUCAAAUAGUUGCAAGAGGUCUGCCUUUUGCUAGAAUAACAUUGCGGCCAAUUGCUUCUAAUAAUCGUGUCAGAAGGGCCAUAACAGACAGUCCUAGCACUACUGUAAGGCUACUCAGGGAUGCAGCAGGCAAAAUACCUGAAAAUGAAGGAUUUUUGGAACUUUACAAUGUCUCCUCACAGUCAUGGAACCUCAUGUGUGAUAGCCAUUUCAAUGAGAAAAUGGCAGAGGUGGUAUGUCGAAGUCAGGGUAUGGAGACUGUGAAUGUGGAUGUCCGUUUUACACAUUUGUAUGAUCAUUAUAUCCACGGCAAACCCAUGUACUUCUUGAAGGAGUUCUGGAGGUAUUCCUAUUACUGUGUUGGUGAUGAGGCUGGACUUGACAACUGUAUGAAACGUGUAAAUUAUGACAUCCAGAAGUGUAUUCAGGCAUCUAAUUAUACUUAUAUUAGGUGUGGUCACAGGAAUUUAGAAUCAGGUUAUCAAUAUUGGGGUAACAUUAGAAUCUCACCACCAACUUAUGAGGAGGAAAUUAAACCCAUUAUAAAACUUGAGGAUAGAUCAGCAUUUGAAUAUAUUGAUAUAUAUGGUGCAGGAAUGCUACACGGUGAAAAAGUCGGCGCUGUACAAGCCACCUACAACACACCAAUCAUCACUAACCUCAAUGUUACGGGCUGUCUUCUGAACGGCCUAGACAUGGUCGCGCCAAGACAUGAAGUCAAAGUACAGACACUGAACAUCUCCGGAAAUUUGGGUUACGCAGUCAACAUGCUCAUACUUAAUGGUGAGUCAAGGGACGUUGAAAUGUCAUCAUUUACUCCUCUCAAACUUAACACUGUGCCCUAUGACAUAUAUGGACUGGUGGAUAUCUGUAAGAUGGAGAAAGAGAUCACUAUUGAUAAUCGACUGAUUGUGUUUUACAAGUACUCUCAGACAGCUCUGGACUGUGUAAAGAUUGUCAGAUCUAAGAACUCUUUACGUCGAGUCUCUCUCAGGUUCCUGCAGUUCAGUAUGUACCAUGAUGAUUUUUAUCGUAACACCAUUGAAAUAUUUGAUGGAAAGACUGUAUCAGUCGACACAAGGAUGGGAGAACUGACAUACAAUAGCAGCAAGGCUGACAUCUCCAGACGUUACCUUAGUUCUGGUGAUUCUGUCUCGAUCCACAUCCAUGCCUCGCCAUCCUUUGGGGAGUACGGAUUCAUCGCCGAGGUUGUUGCCUUCCCCCUUUCUGGCUUAACCUACCCAGACAGUAGUUACAACCAUAUCCUUAAACACAUUGAAAUGAAGCAGAAUGAGGAUGGAGCCAUCUUGUACAAGAAUGUGGGUGAAGUGAAUCCAUCUCUGUAUGUAGAUCAGUGUUGGAUUGAAGGAAACGGCAUAGCCAUCUUAAACUUGACCUCCCCUCCUGUCAUAGACAUUAGUCUUCAGGAUACAAAGACCUUCAUUUUUGAACACAACUUUGUCAGUCAGAACCUAGGAGGAAUGUAUGUGGAUGCAAUAACACAGUCUGUAGCAACACAUGUCCGUGGAAAUAUCUCUAACAACGUCUUCUCUUUUGGUACACAUGGUGAGACAUUGAGGAUCACAGGCCAUCACUACCAACGUUUCCGUCUUCAUGAAAACUACAUCUUUAACAACACUGCUGGUGAUUUCAUAGACACCAUUUUCAUAGAUAAUGUAGGAGUGAAUGCCACAUUUAACGUGAUAGGAAACAACACGGCCUAUCACAUCAUAGAGGUUUUCGCUCAGGAAAACACAGAAGCUACACAAAUGUUUCUGGGAAAUAUGUGGUUUGAGAACAAUACUACUGCAAAGUAUCGCUCUGUUUUUAAAGUGGGGAGUGGUAAACCUCUCCUCAAUAACAACUACUUUGUUAACCUUGAGAGUGACUUUGAAAUGGAGGCCAACCCUAAACAUAUGAUCCAGGGAGUUGCUGACAAUGCUAUAGAGGCAACACAGAACUGGUGGGGCUCCAACAGACCCGGCUACAUCAACGGAAAGAUCUGGGAUCAAUCCGACAACAACUCCCUUGUCGCUGUCACAUUUGACCCCUACAAGGUCUCCAACCAAUCUAUUAUAGAUGGAAAAUGUGCUCCAGGAUGGAGAAUCCACGAAAACCGUUGCUAUAGAUACAUGGGAGCUGCACUCCCAUAUUACGAGGCCAUCAACUUUUGUAGAAGAGUGAAUGGAUAUCUGGCAGAGGUGAAGGAUCGUGAGAACUUUAUCAGAUAUCUGAUACGUACGACAGAGAGUGUGUACAAAGAAACCAUGCGUGUGUGGAUAUAUGCAGAGGUUGCUGCUGGUUUCUGUAGCUCGUUUGAAAAUAACUUUAUAGUAGCAGAACAGGAGUGUCAUCGCAAGUUCCUGCCAUUCGUUUGUGAGAAAGACCCAUACAUUUUACCACCUGGAACAGAAAUCCUCACCUUGGUCAUCAUCAUCUGUGCCAGCGUGUUUGGUGUAGCAAUCAUCAUCAUCGCCAUCCUCCUCAUCUUGUGGCAUGUAAAGUCUAAACAAAGAAAAGAGGAACAAUUUGAGCGCACACAGUCAAUAAGGAUGUCAAAAACCUCACUAAACAAAUCUAGAUCAACUAUAGCCAUGCUGGAUGAUAAAUAUUCCAUGUCAGGUUUGUCUUCACGAAGUAGAUACUCUGAUGAAAAAUCAAUGAUGGCAUCUGCGAUGAGUCUUACUAGUGAGAAACGAGCUCGACAUGAUAGAUCACGUGAUCAACUAGACAGUGACCGUCGUCUUGGAAACAGGGAUGACAGAUUAAACAGUAGUAACAGAAGGCUUGGCUCUAGAGAUCGUCUCAACAAUACAGCCAGACACUGGUCACAAGAUGGAUCACAGGAGGAUCAACGGUAUGGGUCUCGUGACAGGCUUAAUGAGCAACAGCGAUCUAAAUCACGUGAAAGACUUGAUGAAAAACAAAGAUCUGGUUCAAGAGAAUGUUUGAAUCGAUCAGAAGAAAGACUUGACAGAGUAUUGCUUGAUCGACAGACUCGUGCAAAUCUUCAUCGACGUGAUAACAAGAAAAAUGGCACAAUUCAGAAAAAUGGUACAGUUCCAAAAGAAAAACAAGCAGGCUCACCUCAAGAAAAGAAGCGCCUUGUUCCACCUGAUCCUGAUAACCAAGACACAGAUGUUGGUUACACAGAUGAUGGGUUUUCAGAAAAUGAGUUUGAUGAUUUUACAACUACUGCUGAUGAAGGUGGCAAGGACCCUAAUGAUACAGAUGCUGCUAGCACAGUAAUCAACUUCCGUACAACUCAGAAACCACCUCAUGUAGAAAAUGAAAUUGAUUCCCUUCACAUGAAGCCCUCUAUGAAUGACUUAUACCAGAAUCAUACAUUUAAUAGCACGCCAAGUGUUGACUUCAGUGGCGCUAAAUCACUCACCAGUUUCCAUCAACCUGAGAGUCCUGGUGACCGUCCACCUACACCACCACCUCCACUUCCUGUAGACCAUUACCCAUUGAAGUCUCGAAACCAGUCAACAGAUGACCCAGUUCCACAACCAAGGCAGAGACCUACACCACUUCCAAGAUCGUUACAAAAUAGCCGGGAAAAGAUGGAUCAUGGUAGUGGGUCUGAGAGAAGUGGACCAAUAAAUCCUGCUCUUAGAUUACAAAAUGCACCUGGCCGUCCUCCACUGCACCUGAGUAGAGAGAGUCUGAACUAUCUUGACAACCGACGUGAGUGGAUGACCGAUCAGAUGCCAGAAAAACAAGAGGACAGUGAAGAAGAAACUGAAACAGAAACAGAAUCUGAAACAGAGAGCAGUGAAGAAAGUUAUGAAGAAGAAGAAAAGUUCACUGAUAAGAAAGAUCUUCCACACCCAGUCACUUACCAUUCUGAUACCCAUGACAGGACAAACAGCCGUGCGAAUUUGUAUGAUCCUAAAACCUAUAUACCGCCUCCUUAUGAACCACCUCCUUAUGAAGCCCCGCCAUAUGGUAACCUUCCAGACAGUAGUUAUAGCCAAAGGAGUCGUAGCCGGGAGAAUAUUCCUCAAUCUUUUAGUACCGUGGAUGGCAGUGGACAGGGCUACCAUCCCCAGGACUACAGGCCAACACCUGUGGUCAAUCCUGGCAGUAUAAAUUUAGGCUUCAACAGAAGUCGUGAGAAUAUACCUGAAGCCAUGAGCAACAUGGACUAUUUAAAGGAUGUUCCCUAUGGUGGUGCUAGUAGGGAGGACCUGUAUCGGCCAGGCUUUGAUAAUUGUGCUUUCAUUGCUAGUCCCAAGCACAGCCCAACUGAGCAAAUGGGAAGUGUCAAUGAUGUUCGAGGAAGUAACAAAUAUCUUGACCAACUGUCACGAAGUCGCGAAGAUCUCCAUGGCUACUCUGGUCCAGAUAGACAGGGCAACAUGGGUAGUCGAAAUGGUGUUAGUAGGAGCAGACAGAGUUUAGAUCAUCUGUCAAGAAGUCGGGAAAACAUUCAUGGGAGUAUGUCCAGUGUUCAGAGUCACCAUCGGAGUAGAGACAAUCUAGGUGUGAUGUACUUGGACAGUGAUCGGUCACAAUCUGGAACACGUACACAGCCAAUAGAGACCGAAAUCUAGCGAGAAAACUUCAAAUCAUUUCGAAUUCUCCAUGUGUUGUAUAUUA
Ylistrum balloti is the source of this 10003-nucleotide messenger RNA. RefSeq names its product protein bark beetle-like. Gene Ontology annotation, cellular component: membrane. The transcript is spliced from 16 exons. The record is from RefSeq and is a predicted model, not a curated record. Bases 1 to 9957 code for a protein of 3318 amino acids. NCBI's taxonomy places the organism in Eukaryota, Metazoa, Mollusca, Bivalvia, Pectinida, Pectinidae.